Messenger RNA from Linepithema humile (Argentine ant), 1434 nucleotides. NCBI's taxonomy places the organism in Eukaryota, Metazoa, Arthropoda, Insecta, Hymenoptera, Formicidae. The record is from RefSeq and is a predicted model, not a curated record.
UGGCUAUCGCGUCGUCUUUUGCAGUGCGGUAAGCGUUAUCGUUCUAUGUGCAAGAGCCAUGAUCUAUGGUCUAUCUUCUACAACAUCUAUGAUAGUAAGUUAUGAAGUGAAAAGUGAAAAUAAAUGUAUGCUCAAAAACAGAAAAAAACCUUAAUAUAUGAAUUGUCAAGGCAUAAACGAGAAACACUAAGAUCUUUCUGCCCAUAUGCGAUAAUGGAUAAGUUUGUUAUAAAAAAGCAUCAAGAAGCAGUGGAAAAAAAAUCUGAAGAAACCAAUACCAAAACUAAUGCUGUUGGUAAUGAUUGCAGUCUUCCACUUGACACAAUUAUACAAUAUAAUAACAAGGACAGUAGCGAAAGUGAAAGUGAUGUUGAGAUGGUAGAAGAAAAUAUAACAAAACCAAAGAAAAAGAAAUAUACCCAAAAGUUUAAAAUUGAAUGGAAGCAGAAGUGGACUUGGCUUGAAAACAUAAAAGGAAGUUCUUACUGCACUCUGUGCAAUAAAACUUUAAUGGGUGGAAUAACACACUUAGAAAGACAUGCACAAAGUAACAUGCACAAAAAACAAGAAAUAUAUCUAUCUAAAGUAUCAAUGACAGAUUUGAAAAUAUUAUAUUCGAGAAAUACAACAGUACGAGUAGCUGAACUGAAACUAUGUAUGUUUCUUAGUGAGCAUAAUUUACCAGUUAGGAUACUACAGCAUUUGCCAAAAUAUUUGCUGCAGAAAUCGAGCAGAUUUGAGGAAGAUUCUUUCCGUAACACGCAGUCUAUUUUUGAAAGGCUCAUGCAACAGAAGUUACGUGCAGAUCCUGUGCAGAUCUCGUGCAGAAUCUGUUCCCCUAGCAGCGAUCUGCUGCAAGAUUGCUGCAAGAUUCGCAGCAGAUCAUUGCAAGAUUCUGUCAGCAGUCAACAUACAAUUCGCAACAGUGAUGCAAGAUCGAGCAUCCUGCAUCAAGCAUCACAUGAGGGGAAGAGCCCCCACCAUGGCGGCACCACACAAGCAAGCAUCGCUGACGUCACGCGUCCGUGUGCGCUCGCCGUUCCAAUAGCGUAUGAGUCGUACUCGGCGGAGUCGUUAGCGCCAAGCACCAUCGCAUCCGAAACACCACCACAAAGUAAUGUGUCCUACCCUUCAAAUAUUGAACUGCUGCACAAUUACAACUCGACACAGUACUCGAAUCCAAAGCAACAUUCGAACUCAAUGCAUUCACCGCAGUACACCAACAUGAACACCGUUCCUACUCUAUCCGGUUACGCACCGCCAUUUCCAUAUCACCAUCAUGGAAGUCCGAAUAAUAAUGGACAAAUAGAUGACUUUCUAAAGACAAUGUUGGAUGCAAUCGAGAAGUGCAGAGUCCACGAUGAUCGACAUUACCGAUGUUUGUGGCAAAUGUUACAAAAUGCCGUUGUAGAAACGAACAAAUUCGCUGAAUAA